Molecule: messenger RNA, 1953 nt
Organism: Nakaseomyces glabratus
Lineage: Eukaryota; Fungi; Ascomycota; Saccharomycetes; Saccharomycetales; Saccharomycetaceae
Gene: GUT2
Product: glycerol-3-phosphate dehydrogenase
Biological process (GO): glycerol-3-phosphate metabolic process
Cellular component (GO): glycerol-3-phosphate dehydrogenase (FAD) complex; mitochondrion
Molecular function (GO): glycerol-3-phosphate dehydrogenase (quinone) activity
Source: RefSeq, a predicted model, not a curated record
AUGUUUGCUCGUGUUGCUGCCUCUACAAGGGCACAUUCGAGGUUACUGGCCGGUACUGUUGCUGCCGGUGCUACACUAGCAGUUGCUAACCAUUAUAAUAAUAACAACAAGUUGAUCUCUAACGAUGUCAGCCUGAUUUCUCCUGUAGAGAAACCAGACGUGAAACUGCCUACAAGAGAUGAACUUCUGGAUAAACUCUCCAGAACCAACCAGUUCGAUGUGCUUAUCAUCGGUGGUGGUGCCACAGGUACCGGUUGUGCUCUGGACGCUGCCACUAGAGGUCUGAACGUUGCUUUGGUCGAGAAGAAUGAUUUCGCCUCAGGUACUUCUUCCAAGUCUACCAAAAUGGCCCACGGUGGUGUUAGAUACUUGGAAAAGGCAUUCUGGGAGAUGUCUAAGGCCCAAUUGGACCUGGUCAUCGAGGCCCUGAACGAAAGAGCCCAUUUGCUAAACACCGCUCCUCACCUAUGUAAGUUGCUACCAAUCAUCAUUCCUGUCUAUAACUACUGGCAAGUACCUUACUUCUACGCUGGUUGUAAGAUGUACGACCUGUUCGCAGGUUCCCAGAACUUGAAAGGUUCCUACCUGAUGUCCAAGAACGCUACCAUGGAAGUCGCUCCAAUGCUUGACGGCUCCAACUUGAAGGCUGGUUUGGUCUACCACGAUGGUUCCUUCAACGAUACCAGAAUGAACGCUACAUUGGCUGUCACCGCUAUUGAAAACUCUGCUACUGUUCUAAACUACAUGGAAGUUAAACAGCUAGUAAAGGACAAAGACGGUAAAGUUGCUGGUGCUGUUGUCGAGGACAGAGAAACUGGUAAGACCUACAGUGUUCGCGCUAAAGUUGUCGUGAAUGCCACUGGUCCAUACAGUGAUCGACUAUUACAAAUGGAUGCUAACCCUGAUGGUCUACCUGAUGAAGUCGUCCAAAAGACUGAGCCUAUCAUUGAUGGUAAUGCCACAGUCAAAUCUAUUAUGUCCCAAGUCGCCGUUACCAAGCCAAACAUGGUUGUCCCAUCCGCUGGUGUCCAUAUUAUUUUGCCUUCCUUCUACUGUCCAAAGGAAAUGGGUCUGCUAGAUGCUAAGACCUCCGACGGUAGAGUUAUGUUCUUUUUGCCAUGGCAAGGAAAGGUCCUUGCUGGUACCACCGAUAUCCCAUUGAAACAAGUCCCUGAAAACCCAACUGCCACCGAGGCUGAUAUUCAAGACAUCUUGAAGGAGUUGCAACCAUACAUCAAGUUCCCAGUUAAGAGAGAAGAUGUUUUAAGUGCAUGGGCUGGUAUUAGACCAUUGGUCACUGACCCAAGAAAGAAGAGCAAGGCCGAUGGAAGUACUCAAGGUUUAGUUAGAUCUCAUUUCAUUUUUACCUCUGACCAUGGCUUGGUUACCAUUGCCGGUGGUAAGUGGACCACUUACCGUGCUAUGGCUGAAGAGACUAUCGAUGAAGUUGUUAAGAACGGCAAGUUUGACGCUAAGCCAUGUAUCACUAGAAAGUUGAAGUUGGCUGGUGCCGAAAACUGGGAUCCAAAUCUACCUGCUCUUUUGGCUCAAAAGUAUCACUUGUCUCAAAAGAUGUCCCAUUACUUGGCUGAAAACUAUGGUACUAGAGCUCCUUUGAUUUGUGAGAUGUUCCAUGAAGACCCAGAAAACAGACUUCCAUUGCUGCUUGCAGACAAGGAACAAACCCCUGUACUAGGACAUGUCGACUUCGACAGUUUCCGUUACCCAAUUACCAUUGCUGAAUUAAAAUACGCUAUUAAAUAUGAAUAUGCCAGAACAGCUCUAGACUUCUUGAUGAGAAGAACAAGAUUUGCUUUCCUAGAUGCUAAGCAAGCUUUGAAUGCUGUAGAAGGUACCGUUAGAUUGAUGGGUGACAGCUUAGGCUGGGAUGAACAAAGAAGACAAGAUGAAAUCAGAUACUCUACUGAAUUCAUUAAAACCUUUGGUGUAUGA